Maudiozyma saulgeensis is the source of this 972-nucleotide messenger RNA. NCBI's taxonomy places the organism in Eukaryota, Fungi, Ascomycota, Saccharomycetes, Saccharomycetales, Saccharomycetaceae. The record is from the annotation of a GenBank genome assembly.
AUGACAGAGGUAAAAGAGAAUGAGAAAUCGAGAAAUAAAUCUUCUGCACAUCUGAUCGGUGGAUUUGUAGGCGGUCUGACUGCUGCAGUUGCGCUGCAACCACUGGAUCUAUUGAAGACAAGAAUACAACAACAACCUAAAGGUGUUGCAUCUGCUACUGCUGCUGGCUCCUCGAAUAAUGGAGUUGGUUCGAUGUUUAUCAAAUUGAUGAAGGAAAACCCUUUGCAACUGUGGAGAGGGACUUUGCCUUCUGCAUUACGGACCUCUAUUGGCAGUGGUCUAUAUUUAUCAUGCUUAAAUUCAAUGAGAACACAAGUUGCAAUACUUCAUUCAAGAAGAACUGGUGAAGCGAUUCAAACUUCAAGAAGCAGUAAAUUACCUGAAUUAUCAAUGAGUGCUAAUUUAGUUACAGGGGCCAUUGCUAGAGGUGUUGUAGGUUAUAUUACAAUGCCAAUUACAAUCAUUAAAGUUCGUUAUGAAUCAACAUUUUAUGAUUAUCAUAGUUUAAAGGAUGCCGUAAGAGAUAUAUAUCGUACUGAUAAAAUUAAUGGAUUUUUUAAAGGGUUUGGUGCAACCUGCCUUAGAGAUGCUCCUUAUGCUGGUUUAUAUGUACUGUUAUAUGAAAAGGCUAAAGAUUUUACACCUUUCAUAUUACCUUCAAAAUUAAUUUCUUUUGAAGACACUCAUAAUAAUAAAUAUAGUACAGCGACUUCUACAUUAAUCAAUACAACCAGUGCAUUUGUAGCUGCUGGUAUUGCUACAACUAUUACUGCACCAUUUGAUACAUUAAAGACUCGUAUGCAAUUGGAACCAAGUAAAUUUAACAAUUUCGUAAUGACAUUUAAUCAUAUGUUGAAAAAUGAAAGUAUCUUAUCUCUAUUUAGUGGAUUAAGUAUGAGACUCACAAGGAAAGCUUUUAGUGCAGGUAUAGCUUGGAGUAUAUACGAAGAGUUGAUUAAAAGGUUUAUGUAA